CAAUAACGUAACUAUCUAAUUUGACAAUAGUUUAAAUCGCGGUUGUAAAUGGUCAAUUUCGAAUGUGCAUCUUAUGUUCUUGACAAGUGCGCUUUGCCGUCUCGGCAACACUUUACAUUUGUAGGUAAUUUUGUGGAUAUACCACCCGUACAUAAGGCCCAAAUACAAUGAGAAAGGCAACAUAGGUUUUAACCUAUAGUCUGUUUUUAGGGUUCCAUAGUCAACUAGGACAACCGUAUGUCCGUCCGCAAUUUGCUCCGUAAUCGUUAGUGCCAGAAAGCUGAAAUUAGAAAAAUGUUUUUUUAGGGCGGGGUCCCUAAUAUUUUCGGAAAUAACAAUUAUUCCUCCCUUUCCCCCCUCUAACUUUUGAACCAUGGGUCCAAAAAAUGUGAAAUAAAUGUGAAAGGCUUAGUAAAGACUUUCAAGGAAAAUUAAAACGAACCUGAGGGAUAUUGCACUUGUAAAUUCGUAGCUAAGUGUGACAGGGAGGCAACACGUGUAAUUUUGUAAGUGUGACAGGGAGGCAACACGUCGAACGUAGUUCGCGGUAGGCCUUCUGAUCGGUUAUGCCGUUUUGAGUUUUUGCAUAAUGCCAUACAGUCAUUUUAUAACUACGCAAGAAACAAAUGAGCGUUCCAUACUAUGCUUUGGGCAGUUCAUAGUUAAAAAACAGACUAUAUGUAGAUACAGAGAUAAAUAGGUAUUAUCUAUAGGUAAGUCACCUGAACUUUAAAGGCUGUGGUGAUCGCCUGGCAGUUAAUCGAGUCUGCAGUAAACAAAGAACAGCCAAGCCGAGCUCUUGACACUUUCACGUGGUUUUUGCUAAACCUGUGCAAAUAUGGAUUGCCUGUAUGGUUGUCAUCGCCUUGCCGGAGAGAGCGGUAAAUUAUGUUUUAUAAUGGUUACGUAGAAAAAGACGGCAACAAAGUAUCAAAGAAGAUUGUUUCGUGGUUUACAAACACUCAAAGUAAUAAUAACAUUGUUGUGACAGUCUUCAGUUCAUGUUUUAUUUUUCUACGGCGAGGACACCAGUCACAUUUUCCCUGCGGCAUUGGAAAGUUUAUUAAACAUCAUAUCCUGUUGAUGUCAAUGAUGUUCGGGUUUUGGUGGUGCAAUUUGUUGACGAUAUUCAGCAUAUCGGCCAUUAGCGUUGCAAUCAACAGACCAGUUUACAAGAUUGUCCUAAACUCGAAAGGAUAUGCACAGUUCAUUCAAUAUGACAUCGACGUCCCACCGUUGAGGGAGUUCACGCUGUGCGUGUGGGUGCGCGUGACCAGCCUCGAGAGCGACCAAAGCAUUUUCACCUACGUCGGUACCGACGAUAAACGUAUUAUGCGCUUAUGGCUGGAGUCGGGAGGUCGGCAGUUGAGGAUCUCAUUCGAGCAUGACCGAGUGACGUCCAGUGCGGGCGUCGAGUUCACGGCGGGCGGCUGGCGGGACGUGUGCGUAUCCUACCAGGCGGACCACGGUGCAUGGGCUUUGUAUGUCGAUGCCAAACUCUUAUUGUGCGAAGGUUCACCAAAUCUUCGAGGUCUUGAAUUUCCAGGAAAAGGAAGUUUGAUAAUCGGAUAUGGGACAUCCGAAAAAGGUUUUCCUACUGGGCUGUCAGGAGAGAUAUACGGUGCAUCUCUGAUAUUAUUAUCAACAAUUGAACGGAACAUCACCAUGAACAUAAAUAAUUGGAAUAAACUAAAAACCACCCAGAAAAACAAGUUCACAUCUAUAAGUAAGGAAGGAGACCAAUAUAUUGUUCUGGGUGAUUUACAAAAGGAUGAUAUGCAGACUGCGAUUCCGCUUACCAUAAACAAGGAAUAUGACUUUUUCUCCUCCGGUGUAACUAGGCAACAGCUCGAAGACAACUUGAAGGUAUUUUCUAGACAUCCUUCACAUGUAAGUGUACCAAGAAAUGAACAAAAACAUGAAUUUGCAAUUGAUGACAAUAUUACGUCUAAUAAAAAAGAAAGGGAAAAAGAUUUUAACCGACUAUUCAAAUAUAAUGAAUUUAAAGCACACCGUGGCAUAAAGAAAGAGUUAACUAGUAGCGGUACACAAGAUUUACCAAUAGUGCUUGAAUAUGAAACACCACCGACCAUCAGUGCGUUAACUUCUGAUUAUUCUAUCAGAAACUCAGACCGAGGAAAGACUACGAAUGAAAACAAGCAUGACGACAUAAUGAUUUCGGAUGUAGAGAAACCUCCACCACCUGAACAUGACACCAAGGUUUAUGGACAGUGGACGAGUUCAAAAUUUGCGAGCAACGUUUUAAGUUAUUUGAAAAAUAUGAAUUUUAACAUAAACAAAAAACAAAAGAAAGUAAUGUCAACUUUGUCUGAUGGAAAAUUUAGUGAUUUAUACCCAUAUCCAUCUGAAUUGACACAUGCUAUAAUACGGCCACCGAUCAAUUACAAAAAAAGAAUACCGAGUACUAAAAAUCCUCAUUAUAUUAUAAGAAGAGAUAUUAAGGAACAUCAAAUCAAUGUGCAAAUCAUUAAGUCAGAUGACAGUGACAUUAUUUUUCCCUUGAAAAAUGUUGACCCCAAACUCAUAGAAGUAACGAACAGAGGAGAUGCAAAAACAGAAUUAAAAACAACAUUACACAAAAGUGAGGAGAAUAACACACCCUUUGCUUCAGAGGAAACGAGUAAUUCACAAAACGUGUUACACAAACGUCAGUUUGACAGCAUUAUAAAUACAUCCGAUAGACAUAGAGGCAGUAACUUGAUGAAAAUUCUUCCAUUUCUGAAAUCAAAAGAAUAUUUUGUGAACAACCGUCAUACUCAAUCAAAAAAUAUUAAAAUUAAUAAACCUUUUUCCAUUAGCCUAUCAAGCGGUGGCCAAUGGAGUGAUUUUUAUCAAAGAAUAGCAGAUAGGCAAAGUAGUAACGGUGAUAGCCUAACAGCUGGUCGCGCUUUGGCUAAGGAAGUGUCCAAUCAGGCUAAACAAAAUAUUUACAACGUUCCCCUUUUAAAAUAUAAACAUGACCCAAUAACGCCAACAAGUAAUAACAUUGCGGUUACAGUGGUAAAUGACUAUGAUCGCAAACAAGCAAGUAAUCAAAUUAAUUUUAAUAAACAAGUUAAACUAGGAAAUGCAUUAAAUGAACGAUUCAUUGGUUUUGAUGUGCACCAAAUUAAAAAUACUUUCUUAGAUGGAGACGAUGCGAUACCAGAUAUUAAUAGAUACCGAUCUAAAUCGAAUUCAAAGAUAGAAAAUAUCCCGGCAUCGCUUGAGAUAAGGGUCUGCAAAAACGUUGAAUUAUAUGUACACGAAGAUGAAAGCAUAGGCAAAAGCAAAAUUAAAUCGCCAGUUCAGAGGAGAAACAUUGGCAUUGAAUUUGUUGUGCUAAGUUACAAAAGAUGUUCAACUAACGAAUCACCUUUAAAAGAUAGCCCCUUUAUACUAAUUGAUUGGAUAAGAACUCCAGUCAAACUAUUUGGGGGUGCGUAUGCCAAGAAAACCAAAGAUUUGUGUGGAUUUUUUUGAAUAUUUUUUAUUGAUAAUUUAUAUAUUUAGAACGUUUGCGUAAUCUAAUCCAGUAAAACACGCUCAUGCGCUAAGAAUACAGUUUUACCAACA
Molecule: messenger RNA, 3576 nt
Organism: Cydia pomonella (codling moth)
Lineage: Eukaryota; Metazoa; Arthropoda; Insecta; Lepidoptera; Tortricidae
Exons: 6
Coding region: 889-3483 (864 amino acids)
Source: RefSeq, a predicted model, not a curated record